AAACCUUCUUUCCCCCAGGAUUUUUUGUUUCAGCAGACAAUGUUAAGGGUAAAGGAUCCGAAGAAGUCUCUGGAUUUUUAUACAAGAAUUCUCGGAAUGACACUGCUUCAAAAAUUUGACUUUCCUACUAUGAAGUUCUCGCUGUAUUUCCUGGCAUAUGAAGAUAAAAAUGAUAUUCCGAAAGAUAAAACUGAGAGAACAGCUUGGACCUUCUCUAGAAAAGCUACACUUGAACUGACACACAACUGGGGCACUGAAAAUGAUGAAAAUCAGUCUUACCACAAUGGCAAUUCAGAUCCCCGAGGAUUUGGACACAUUGGCAUCGCUGUCCCUGAUGUCAAUAAAGCUUGUAAGAGGUUUGAAGAACUGGGAGUGAAAUUUGUGAAGAAACCAGAUGACGGUAAAAUGAAAGGACUUGCGUUUAUUCAGGAUCCUGAUGGCUACUGGAUUGAAAUUUUGAAUCCUAACCACAUUGUGACUCUUACUUAGUUCUAGUGAAGUAUAUUAGAUGAGAGAUGCCCAGAUUCAGUUCCCUGGAGAAAAUCUGUAAUACUGUUUGUGAAAUUCUCGCUUAGUGGAGAGGAAUCAGUCAUGUUCAGAGUCUCCUCUAAAACUAUCCCCUGGUCCUGUGAUGCCACCGCAAUUUGUUUCCAAUUAGGAAUAUUCAAACUUGUUUUUUGGAAG
Leptosomus discolor (cuckoo roller) is the source of this 684-nucleotide messenger RNA. The record is from RefSeq and is a predicted model, not a curated record. Lineage: Eukaryota; Metazoa; Chordata; Aves; Leptosomiformes; Leptosomidae.